Messenger RNA from Postia placenta MAD-698-R-SB12, 813 nucleotides. RefSeq lists its product as hypothetical. Bases 1 to 813 code for a protein of 270 amino acids. The record is from RefSeq and is a predicted model, not a curated record. NCBI's taxonomy places the organism in Eukaryota, Fungi, Basidiomycota, Agaricomycetes, Polyporales, Adustoporiaceae. The transcript is spliced from 10 exons.
AUGUCGGGAGUGAACGGUACUGACAUCUCCUCGUGGCUGCAAGACGUGCGGGAAGGGGUCGACCUCUCCUACUACAAUGUUGCAUUCAUGACCGUACUCCCCCUUUACGAUGCUGUGCUGACAUCUGCGCAGGAAUUGCAAAUCCUUUGGAGACAGCGUCCAAGACCGAAGUCGAUUUGCAUAUUUUACCUCAAUCGCUCAAGUCAAGUCCUUUUGGCUUUUGCGAUUGCCACGAAUUAUUUGUACGGGCCAUAUAGGGAUAUUUUGCAUAGCUGCAAAGGAGUUGUCACCAGCCAAACUGUCGCAUUCAUAAGUCUAUACGCCAUCCUCGCUUUUUCUGGGACUCUCAGAGCUUACGCACUCUGCGGACAGAGGUGGUACUUGUGCAUCACGGUCCUUGUUUUAGCGUUGGUACCCUGCUUCCAAGACAUUAUCAUUCUAGCUGCGUCUGUAAUAUACGCAACAGAGACGCAGUGCAUCUUCGAUAUAGCGCUUAUUAAAUGGACGGGAACCAUUGAACAAGGUACUGUUGAUGCUAUGGGUAGCUCACCCGGUCCACGAGUUCUGAUAAUAGCCCCAGCGAUAAUGAUCUCUGCACGUCUCUGUGUCAUUGCAAGCGAUUCCAUUGUUAUCGUUGUAACAUUAUGGAGAGUACUCAAGCAUGGGGACGAUCCUGGAAUACGAACUACCUUUUGUCAUAACCCAGGCGUUUGGUACUUCUUAUCACUCGCUGUGCUGAACAUCGUGGACAUCAUGAUGUACUACCUAUGCCUUGUGCUCCGUAUUACUAUCCCGCUUUCUCUUGGACAUUAG